AGAAACCUUGUUGCAUAUCUUCUAGGCAACCAACGACCAACCAGGGACGACCACGCGCAAGGAAGUCUAGAAGCAUCAGUUGUGUUUUGACAUCAGAGGUGGGAGGACACGCGGCGGCCUACCCUGGACAACACUAACUCAGCGUGCCGGGCCCUUCAUGAUGGCGUGGACGUGGCAGAGGACCUCCCUUACUCUCCUGGUGGUGGUGGGACUCCUGCUGGCCGGCGGAGCAAAGGCUGACGACGAGGAAGAAGUGACAGUAACAGAGGAAGUUGUUGAGAAGGGAGAGGAAGUUGAAGAUGUAAUUUACACCACACCAAAGCAGAUUGAAAAUGCACAUCUCAUGGAGACCUUUGAUGAUUCAGUAGCUUUUGAGAAGAGGUGGAUUCGAUCUCAAGCCAAGAAGGAAGGAGUGGAUGAUGAUAUCGCCAAGUACAAUGGUGUUUGGGAACUUGAGGAAUCAGAAAAGAUGCCCCUUAUUGGUGACCGAGGGCUGUUGUUGAAGUCAAAGGCUAAGCAUGCUGCCAUCUCAGUCCCCCUGAAGAAAACCUUCAACUUUGUAGACAAACCUCUGGUGGUGCAAUAUGAAGUCAAUCUGCAGAAUGGCCAGGAGUGUGGAGGGGCUUACAUCAAGCUCCUGACUGACCAGGAUGGAGGGGUGGACUUAAACAACUUCAAUGACAAAACCCCAUACACCAUCAUGUUUGGACCUGACAAGUGUGGAAACGACUACAAGCUGCACUUCAUCUUUAGACACGUCAAUCCUCUCAAUGGCGAGAUUGAAGAGAAGCACGCAAAGGCAACUAAUCCGCGUGAAAGAAUUGAGGAGCCAUUCAAGGACAAGAAACCACACUUGUUCACCCUGGUGGUGCGGCCAGACAACACUUAUGACAUCUCUCUGGACCAGGAGGUGGUGAACACUGGUAGUCUGCUGGAGGACUUCUCGCCACCAGUCAACCCACCUAAAGAAAUUGACGACCCUGAGGACUUCAUGCCUAAGGACUGGGAUGAGAGGGAGAAGAUACCUGACCCCGAGGCCACAAAGCCUGAUGACUGGGAUGAGGAUGCCCCCAUGCAGAUCCCAGACCCUGAUGCAGUGAAACCCAAGGGCUGGCUGGAUGAUGAACCCGAGAUGGUGCCGGAUCCAACUUCUGAGAAACCUGAAGACUGGGAUGAUGAAAUGGAUGGUGAGUGGGAGGCAGCUUUGAUCAACAAUCCCAAGUGUGCUGAGGCUCCUGGGUGUGGGGAGUGGAAGGCACCCGUGAUUGAUAACCCAAGCUACAAGGGCAAGUGGAGGCCACCAAUGAUUGAUAACCCGAACUACCGUGGGAAGUGGAAGCCACGCACCAUCCCGAACCCCGAUUACUUUGAGGACCUGGAGCCCUUCAAGAUGAGGCCCAUUGCUGCUGUUGGUCUUGAGCUGUGGUCUAUGUCGGACAACAUCCUCUUUGAUAACCUCCUUGUGACUGACAACAUGGCCGAUGCCAAUCAGCUGGCUGCAGAAACUUAUGAUCUGAAGAUAAUGAAGUUGGAGAAGGGACAGGUUGGUGUGUUCCGGCGUAUCAUCAAUUACUCUAAUAAAAACCCGUGGCUGUACGGUCUCUACGUCCUGCUUGUGGCCAUCCCUGUAGUGUUGAUCUUUACUUGCUGCUGUGCUGAGACAAAGGAGUCAAAGAACGCCAAGCGGAAAAAGACUGACGAGCCAACAGAAGACGACCCCCAUGCUGAAGAGGAGGAAGAUGCAGCAGCAGGCAAGGCAGGGGAGGAAUCUGCAGAGAAUGAUGCUGCUGCUGCUGCAAGUGAAGAGUCAACUGAGAAUGUAGACAGUGACACAGCUAAAGAUGCCAAAGAUGAGGAAGAGGAAGAGCAGAAAGAGGAGGAAGACAAGGACACAAAGAGUGAUAAGGAGGAGGAGAGUCAGCCCCGCACCUCCCCAAGGCUUCGUAAGUCUCGAAGAGAGUAAUGGAUGUAUGGAAGUCACUUUGUUGUCAUGGUAAUCAAGAUUCUUAGGUGAUUGGAGUGUGAUGAUUAGCAAGAACGAAUAUUUGAUUGGAUUUUUAUAUGAGGCCUUAUGAUGCUAAAUAGUACAGUAUAUAAGCAGUUUUAUGCAAAAUACCUCAUUAGAUGAUUUUGGGGUAAUGGGACUACCAGACUGUUCUCAUUUGUUGAAGUUCUUUGCAUCUUGAGAUGCAGUGGUAUUAUAAGAUUAUGGAAGAUGUUAUUUUACAUGCAGAGAAGAAUGAUCUUGUAACACAUGCAUCAUUCGUACCUAGUCACUAGAGGAUCAAAUCUUAUGAAAUGCCUUUUCUGUAUACACUUCUGCUUACCAUGCCAAGCUCUCCACUCUAGGGCAAGUGUGUACUGUGAUAGCUGGACAUUUCUUUCCUCUCCUCUUCAGAACAUUCCUUUGUUCCUCAUUGACAGAGUAGUUGAAUUAGAAAACAUUGAGGCAUAACAUGUUUGAAGGGAAGAAAUCUGUAAAGUGAAAGGAGCUUUAGUUUACCACAACUUGGGUUCAAUAUGACUAAUUAUGUGUUUCAUGUUCACUUUUUUGUAAGUGGAAUGUGGUAAUGUUUGCAUAUCAUCUCUACGGAUUAUAAGUACUACUUUCUUAUUUAAGAUGGUGUUAGGCGACUAGAUUUAUCUGUAAAUGCUGUUGUUUAUGUAAGUUUGACCAAUCUUUUAUGAUCUUGUGAAGAGGCUGCAGCCUAAUCUUUCUUGUAUUUUAGUUGUUAGUUUUACAUUCCCUUCACUUGGCAAGGAAGUGCAAGAACAUAAGCAUGUACAUCAUGCUUCACCAUGCGGGUAGACACUCAUCUAUUGUCACAUGAUCACUUGAAUCCCUAAAUUCCAAAAUAAUUGGGGUUGGUAGUGUGCCAUCCAGGUGUCACUGUAAUUGGCUGACCAGUGAUUGGCAGCUGCAGUCCUCCAAUCCAAAGCCUGGACACACUGUGCUUGUAAGAACCAAGUGAUUUAAGUAUUUACUUAAUUUCUUUUGGCAUUGGUACUUGUUAUUUUCACAAGGAGUGCAGAGCAUCACCAUUGUUAUAUGAUGUAAAUGUUUUAUGUCUCAAGCUGAGAACUGCUGACCAGGUAGUAAACCUACAUUGUAUGAGUAUUGGUCUUGUGGCUGAUGGUUCCCGGCUAAUGUGAUGUAACACCCCAACUGCCCUUAACCUGAUGCAGUUUGUCUCCAAUAUUUAUUCCUGCCUGUAUGUUGUACAGAAGCUUUUACAAUAAAUAUUUUCACUGAA
Portunus trituberculatus (swimming crab) is the source of this 3254-nucleotide messenger RNA. RefSeq names its product calnexin-like. The transcript is spliced from 12 exons. Gene Ontology annotation, biological process: protein folding. Gene Ontology annotation, molecular function: calcium ion binding. The record is from RefSeq and is a predicted model, not a curated record. The coding region runs from base 158 to 1963 and encodes 601 amino acids. Gene Ontology annotation, cellular component: endoplasmic reticulum; endoplasmic reticulum membrane. Lineage: Eukaryota; Metazoa; Arthropoda; Malacostraca; Decapoda; Portunidae.